This is a messenger RNA of Arachis duranensis, 1911 nucleotides long. RefSeq names its product mitochondrial-processing peptidase subunit alpha. Bases 164 to 1678 code for a protein of 504 amino acids. The transcript has 13 exons. Gene Ontology annotation, biological process: proteolysis. Gene Ontology annotation, molecular function: metal ion binding; metalloendopeptidase activity. NCBI's taxonomy places the organism in Eukaryota, Viridiplantae, Streptophyta, Magnoliopsida, Fabales, Fabaceae. The record is from RefSeq and is a predicted model, not a curated record. Gene Ontology annotation, cellular component: mitochondrion.
UGAGGGAUCACUUACCAGACCCAACUGCCCACAAACCUGGGAGAAUCAAAAGCUUCCUUUUUUCGUUCUCUUCGACACUUUCUUCCUUCGCUUUCUCUUCUUCAAUCCAACCAAAUUCGAUUCUGAUUAGGGAUUCCGUUCAUUCCUACUCUCAUUUUCAAUCAUGUAUAGACUUGCAGCUUCACGUCUCUCCCAUCUCAAGGGGCAUGGCAGAACCUUGGGAGCCACUAGGCUUGCAGCAUCAAGCGCAGCAGCUACAAAACCUGCAUCAGGAGGUUUGUUUAGUUGGCUUGGUGGGAGUUUUAGUUCUCUUCCACCUCUGGACACACCACUUGCUGGUGUUGCCCUCCCUGAUCCACUGCCUGAUCGUGUUGAACCAAGCAAGACCAAGAUCUCUACUCUCCCCAAUGGUCUCAAGAUAGCAUCAGAGACAUCAUCAAACCCUGCGGCCUCAAUAGGGUUGUAUCUCGACUGUGGUUCGCUAUAUGAGACUCCAAUGUCAAGUGGGGCAUCACACUUGCUGGAGCGAAUGGCUUUCAAGAGCACAGCAAACCGGAGUCAUUUCCGUAUCGUGAGGGAAGUGGAAGCAAUCGGUGGUAAUGUAGGAGCUUCGGCCUCUCGAGAGCAAAUGGGCUACACAUUCGAUGCUUUAAAAACCUAUGUUCCACAAAUGAUUGAAUUGCUAGUUGAUUGUGUAAGAAACCCAGUCUUCUUGGAUUGGGAAGUCAAUGAAGAGCUUCGAAAGGUGAAAGCAGAGCUUGGAGAACUUUCAAACAAUCCCCAGGGCUUACUUUUGGAGGCAAUACACUCGGCUGGUUAUUCAGGUGCACUGGCUAAUCCACUUUUGGCUCCUGAAUCAGCACUAAACAGAUUAGAUGGGUCCAUUUUGGAAGAAUUUGUUUCUGAGAACUAUACUGCGUCGAGGAUGGUACUUGCAGCAUCCGGGGUUGAACAUGAAGAACUAUUAUCUGUUGCUGAGCCACUUCUCUCUGAUCUACCUAGUGUUGCCCACCCUGGAGAACCAAAAUCUGUCUAUGUUGGUGGCGAUUUUCGUCGUCAAGGUGAAUCAGGGGGUGCACAUGUAGCUAUUGCUUUUGAAGUUCCUGGUGGUUGGCAACAAGAAAAAGACGCUAUUGUUUUGACUGUUUUACAGAUGCUUAUGGGAGGUGGUGGAUCCUUCUCAGCAGGGGGCCCUGGAAAAGGGAUGCACUCAAGGCUAUAUCUUCGUGUCUUGAACGAAUACCAACAGAUUCAAUCUUUUUCUGCAUUCAAUAGUAUCUUCAACAAUACAGGAUUGUUUGGCAUAUGUGCAAGCACUAGCUCUGAUUUCGUGGCAAAAGCUGUGGAUAUAGCAGCCAAGGAAUUAAUAGCAAUUGCAUCACCUGGACAAGUUUCACAGGUACAGCUCAACCGUGCCAAAGAAUCCACAAAGUCUGCAGUGCUAAUGAAUUUGGAAUCUAGAAUGAUUGCAUCAGAAGAUAUAGGAAGACAGAUAUUGACUUAUGGAGAAAGGAAGCCUGUGGAACAGUUCCUGAAGGCUGUAGAUGGAAUCACCUUGAACGAUAUCACUAGAAUUUCUCAGAAGAUUAUUUCCUCACCACUGACUAUGGCAUCUUAUGGGGAUGUUAUCAAUGUCCCCAGUUAUGAAUCUGUGAACAGGAAGUUCCAUGCAAAAUGAAAUUUCUUCUGAGUUGAUGUAGCAGUGGCUACUCCCAAUUUUGCAUCCCAACAGUGCUGAAAAUAAAUAUUCCAGAGAAAUUGUGUGUGGAUUUCAGAAAAAAAGCACUGUUCAAUUUUAUUUUAUUUUCACUUGUAUACUUGGUUGAGUGAUCAUUCAUUCCCUCUGAAAUAUAGGUGUAUGAUCACAUAAAUUUUUGUUUAUCAAUUAAUUAAUUUUUUUGGCUAUCGAUA